GUUGUGGGUGGGUAGCCUAUACCUUAACCAACUGCCUCUCUCACAGCAGGCUUCAUUGGCUUGUGAGCUCUUAGCAGAAGUCUGCCACUUCCAGCAUGAGGGUCUUCUUGCCUGUACUGCUGGCAGCCCUUUUGGGUGUAGAGCAAGCCCAUUCCCUGGUAUGCUUCUCCUGUACCAAUCAGAAGAGCAAUUUGAAAUGUCUAUGGCCAACUAUAUGCCCGAACUCAGACAAUUACUGUGUCACAGUAUCUGCUGCUGCUGGCUUUGGGAAUGUCAACCUUGGCUACACCCUGAAUAAGGGCUGUUCUGAAAUCUGCCCUCGAGAGAAUGUCAAUAUCAACUUAGGUGUGGCAUCUGUGAAUAGCUACUGCUGUCAACAUUCCUUCUGCAAUAUCAGCACAGCUGGCCUCGGGCUUAGAGCUAGUAUCCCACUCCUAGGCUUUGGACUCUUGCUCAGCUUGCUUGCUCUGCUGCAACUGGACCCCUGACCAUCCCCAUAUGUUCCCCACAUCCCCCCCCCCCAGCUCAGGAAGAAAAGCUAGGGGUCCUAAGAGCCUUCAGCUUCUUCUGUGUGUGUCUAGCCCCCUCCACACUCUCUCAGCAUCUGGGCUAAGCACAUCUGGUCUGUUGAAGAGGGACUAGCUACUCUUGUGUCCAGAGCCGAUCCUGCAACCUCCUUUGGGAACCAGGAAAGGAGUAAAAACCUUCCUUGGAGUUUCAGAGUACCAAUGUCAGUACCAGUGUGUCCUAUGGACACACUGACAAGGGAGUCUACCCAAAUGAAUAUACACCUGUAUGCACAGUGCAUCUUUGUGUGAAUGAAGCCAUUUGGAAUCUGAGAUGGGCAAACGGGACCUGGAAGAUUCUAGAGGGGAAGGCCUCUGUCUCCACCAAAAUUCCUUCUCCUGGCAUUAUCGCUCUAGGAGGCUGCAUAGAGGACUGCAUCUCCCAAUGAAGGCUUCCACCCCUAGAUCCAGUUGAGUCCCUACCUGUCCUCUCUGCCCACACUGGUUUCCUGCUGCUAUUCUAGUGCCUCAAAUAAACUAUUCCCACCCA
Molecule: messenger RNA, 1056 nt
Organism: Phodopus roborovskii (desert hamster)
Lineage: Eukaryota; Metazoa; Chordata; Mammalia; Rodentia; Cricetidae
Gene: Ly6e
Product: lymphocyte antigen 6 family member E
Exons: 3
Coding region: 96-488 (130 amino acids)
Molecular function (GO): acetylcholine receptor inhibitor activity
Source: RefSeq, a predicted model, not a curated record